AAGACAAAUAUUUAGGAACGGAGGGAGUAGUAUGUUUUGACUCUGCGUUACAUGAAAUGAUGCCUUUGUUAGUUGCAAAAAAGAGAGCUCCAUCUUCUUUGGCGCCUCUUGUGGGUGAUGCUAUCUGUGGUUGCUGCUUCUUGGGCAAAUUUCAACCUCAGCUUGGACGUGAACCCUUGCAGGUUGCAGCCGUGCCGAUUUGCUUCAACAGAUCACUGCCCCAUCGCCGGUUCUGCCACCAACUCCUCGGAUCAAUGCCUCGCCUGUUGCCCUGGCCAUUGGGGCAUGUGGUGUGUGUGAUCCGGCUCUCCAACUGUUCCUCGUUUCUCCAUUAGUAGAUUAGAUCCCUUGGGCACGCUAUCUGAUGCAACUACUGCAACACCACAAGGGCGCCCAGCAGCAACAACUCCACCCGUGCCGCGGCCUGCACCUGCAACAACACCACUGCUUUUGUACAUCCAAAAUCCCAAUAUAAAUCUAGCCAACAUGCAUCCAUGCACAUCAGCAGCAGUCACCGCUACGAGUAACCCGCCUGGAGAGUGUAGCAGCCCUCCCAACAGAGUUCUUGCUCUCCUCCGUGCACGCACCAAGAUGGCCAAGGCGGCGCUCUGCAUGAUGCUCGCGCUUGCUCUGACGAGCUGCGCAUUCGCCGGCCGCGUCCUCAACGAGCAUCCUGCCGCGCCUCCGGUAGAGGCCGAUCCGUUGCCGGGGCCGACCGAGCCGCCUGUCGACACAGUGGUAGUGCCGGUGCCCGCGGCGGCGUCGCCUUUGCCAUCCGAUGCCGCGGGCGCCGCAGGAGUAGCUCCGGCCGCGGGUGCUGGUGCAACGGCCAACCUAGGAGCCGGUGUGGCUGCAGGCGCCGGCGACAGCCCGCUGACGUUCUUCAUGCACGACAUCCUCGGCAGCUCGUCGCAGCCGUCAGCGCUCAUGGUGACCGGGGUGGUGGCGAGCGCCGACGACCUGGUCAGCAGCAACAACGUCGUCCCCUACGACAGCCUCGUCCAGAGCAAUGGCAACGCCGUCAACGGCGGCUACAAGAACACCAUCCCCUCCGUCAACGCUGGCGGCGGCGCCACGCCCCAGAACCUCCUCUUCGGCAUGACCACCGUCGUGGACGAGGAGCUCGCCGGGGGCCACGAGCUCGGCGCCGCGGCCGUCGGCAGGGCGCAGGGGUUCUACGUCGCGAGCUCGCAGGACGGCAGCAGCAAGACGGUCGUGCUGACGGCCCUGUUCGGCGGCGAAGCGCACGGCGACACGCUCAGCUUCUUCGGGGUGCACCGGACGGGGCAAGAGUCCCGCAUCGCCGUCAUCGGCGGCACAGGGAAGUACGAGACCGCCAAGGGCUUCGCCGCCAUCCGCACACUGCACCCCGGCGACCAGCACGCCACCGACGGCGUCGACAGCCUCCUCCAGUUCGAUAUUCACCUCUCCUGAGCUGAGCUGCUUCCCUAACUAGUGGUAUCAGAUUAUAUGAUGCUCUGCCGUCGCGCUGAACAUUUGUAAUCUGAAUUUCACGGCCUAUGCAUUUUGCUACCAUAACACUCCUAUAUGUAAUGCAAACUAAGUACUGGUGUAUUUAUGCAUAUUUUAUGAAGAAAACUAAGUAUAUUUAUGCAUAUUUUAUGAAGAAAACUACCAUAACACGGCUAUGCAUUUCACAUGAAAUGAAAUCCUGAAAAACUGAACUAUUUGGAUGAGUUACAGAACACAAACCACACCAAAAGCAGAGUAGCAUGAACUCCUAUAAACACAAAACAAAUGGGUGCCAGAAUACUACUCCCUGUAGUAUAAAAAACACUCUUAUAUUAUGGUAUGAAGGGAGUAGAAUUUAAGCAAAAAAAAACUCUGUAUUUAUGUAAAUUUCUACCACUGUUCUCUGAAAGCCUAAGGAGUUGACAAGAACAUGAU
Aegilops tauschii subsp. strangulata is the source of this 1908-nucleotide messenger RNA. Its product is annotated as dirigent protein 9. The record is from RefSeq and is a predicted model, not a curated record. NCBI's taxonomy places the organism in Eukaryota, Viridiplantae, Streptophyta, Magnoliopsida, Poales, Poaceae.